Molecule: messenger RNA, 618 nt
Organism: Botrytis byssoidea
Lineage: Eukaryota; Fungi; Ascomycota; Leotiomycetes; Helotiales; Sclerotiniaceae
Exons: 4
Coding region: 1-618 (205 amino acids)
Biological process (GO): ribose phosphate biosynthetic process
Molecular function (GO): sedoheptulose-bisphosphatase activity
Source: RefSeq, a predicted model, not a curated record
AUGUCUAAUGCAAACGCAACUACACCACGAAUCUUCAUCGCUCGACACGGUGAAACAGAAUGGACCAUCAACGGCCGCUGCACUGGCAAGGCUGAAAUUCCCCUCACCGCAAACGGAAUCGCUCAUGUUCAAGGCACGGGCGAAGUCCUCGUCGGUGCUGGCAAACUCAUCGACCCUUCCAAACUAACACAUGUUUUUACUUCACCUCGUAAACGGGCUGUUGAUACGUUAUCGAUGGUGCUCGGGCCUGCAUAUAAAGAUCGACUUGAUCAAGAGAACAAAAUCACCACCACAGAGGACAUCGUAGAGGGGGAUUAUGGGGAUAAUGAAUGCUUGAAACUGGAUGAGUUUAUAGAAAGCAGACUUAAGAGAGACCUACCAAAAUGGGAUAUCUGGACUCAAGGCUGUGAGGGCGGAGAUGGCGAGCCUGCUGAUGUUUUGAUAGUUGCUCACGGUCACAUCUUACGGGCGUUCACGAAGAGAUGGUUUCGCUAUGCUAUGGACUUUCCCUUCCAGAUGAUGAUGGAGCCGGGAGCGAUUGGUAUCAUGAGUCAUGUACAACACAAUAUUAAGGAGCCGGCUAUUUUAGCUGGCGUGGGAUUUCCUUUAUCUAAGUAG